This is a messenger RNA of Pygocentrus nattereri (red-bellied piranha), 672 nucleotides long. RefSeq lists its product as uncharacterized. Bases 1 to 672 code for a protein of 223 amino acids. The record is from RefSeq and is a predicted model, not a curated record. NCBI's taxonomy places the organism in Eukaryota, Metazoa, Chordata, Actinopteri, Characiformes, Serrasalmidae. The transcript has 2 exons.
AUGUGUGAACGGAAGGCUGCACACCUACCUGGAAAAAAGCUGCCGGAAUCACUCACUCAUUCGCACAGUGAUCACCUCGACGCCCUUUCCGCGCACUCCAAAGCCCUGUUAGUGGAGAUAAGCGCCGCCCUGCGCUCGGUUUUCUCGCUUUUUCCCGCUUUCCUGGCUCCCCCGGCCGCCCCUGACUCCACACCCCGGGCUCCGAGCCUGUGUUCGGGGAGGGGGGCCGAAGCGGAGUGGCGCUACAAACGGGGGCUCCUGUCCGCUUUACAUGUCCAAAGAGCUCCCCAAAGGCGCCUGUUUCCUUCUCCCCCGCGUCUCCUGCUGUCCCUGGGCUGCGCUCCCGUCCUCUCCGCCGCGCCGGGCGGCCCUUUAUCCCGCGGUUUGUUCGCUGCUGUCCGGGCGCGGUGGCGCCUCUCCUACUCCGCCAUGUUGUGGCUCCGCGGUGGGAAGCGCCGGAUUCCCGGGACGAAGCCCCGCCCACCGGGAUCGGCGCGGUGGCGCGGCGCCAUCUGGUGGUCAAAACCGAUAGCGGGAAAAAAUUUGGAUAACCACCACAGCGCCACCUGGUGGUGGAAACUCAAAGCGGGCCAAUACAAUCGGAUAAAUAAACGGCAACAGCUGAUAACGACACAUAGGCUGCGUCCAAAGCCACAACACAAAGCUUACUAG